Molecule: messenger RNA, 2676 nt
Organism: Rana temporaria (common frog)
Lineage: Eukaryota; Metazoa; Chordata; Amphibia; Anura; Ranidae
Gene: KLF4
Product: Kruppel like factor 4
Exons: 4
Coding region: 340-1731 (463 amino acids)
Biological process (GO): regulation of transcription by RNA polymerase II
Molecular function (GO): RNA polymerase II cis-regulatory region sequence-specific DNA binding; DNA-binding transcription factor activity, RNA polymerase II-specific
Source: RefSeq, a predicted model, not a curated record
GCUUGUCAAGGCGCCCGCUCGCAGUCAUACAUAACACGAGGCAAGUGCUGAGGCGGCGGAGCCGAUAGUAGGGAGGAGGCUCUGAUGGCAGCUGCGGCAGGCACAGGGAAUCCCCGCGGCUGGCUUGGUGUCUCCGGGGCUGGAGAGAGCUGUAUGCUGCACAAUACUGUGCAUAGCCUGCGAGCCUGCACCUCUCACUAUACACUCUAAUAAACUUCUCCGCUCUCUGGAUUACACUGCUGCCGAAUGACGACGACUCUCAUCAGGGAUACGUUAUUCAGCAUGAUCUGACCAACCCUAUGUAUAUAUCUGCUUAGACAGCCGCCCAGUGAGUGUGACAUGGCUCUCAGCGGGACCUUGCUGCCUUCCAUCUCCACCUUCACAGCGGGGACCCCAGGCAAGGACAAGGUUUUGAGACAGAGGUGGAGAGAAGAGCUGUCCCUCAUGAAAAGGUAUCCUGCUCUUAACCAGUCACGCCCCUACGAUGGCUUAGAAGGGGAGACGGCACCGUUUGGUUCUCGUAGGGAACAAGAAGAAUUCAAUGAGCUGUUGGACUUUGAUUUUAUACUCUCGAAUUCCCUUAUUCAUCAGGAGUCUCUGGCUACUUCCUCCUCCUCUUCUUCUGCUACUGCUUCUUCGCCACCACCACCUCUCCAAGACAGCAUGUCUGCCAAUUGUAACUUUACCUACCAAAUACGCUGCCCCCAGGAUACAGCUGGAGGCGGUUCACUCAUGUACACCCCUAGGGACACAACUGUGCCAACUCUCACUUUUAACCUGGCGGAUAUAAAUGAUGUUUCUCCUUCUGGUGGAUUUGUGGCUGAGCUUAUGAGACCAGAUUUGGAUCCUGUUUAUAUACAACAGCCACAAACGAGUCUUCAAGGUAAAUUUGUGUUAAAAGCUGUGGACAUGGGUGAUUAUGGGCAGUCUCUCAGUGUUAGAAAAAGUGGAUCUGGUAUGGACGGUCCUAUGAUUUACGCCAGCCAUCAGCUGCCCCACAUGUGUCAAAAGAUCAAGCAGGAGCCAACUGCAUCUUGCUCUGUGUCAUGCCAAAUGGAUGGACAAGUACAGCAGUCACAAGGGCAGCAUGACUUCCAAGUAGGGAGGGUACUGCCAAGUAGGACUAACCAACCUUUGACCCCAGAGGAGCUAAUGGUUAGAGAUUGCCAUGCCUCCCCACAGACAUUAAGCCAUCCAUCACUGUCAAUACCUCCAGGCUACCGCACUUCUGCCAGCUUCCCUCACUUCACACCAGACCAGCAGCAGCCACAGCUGCCUCCAACUCAGCUUCAGUAUCAAGGUCAGUCUUAUCUAAAUAUUUAUGAAGAUCCUUCUCUAAACUUUCAACUAUUGAAACAAGAAGUGAUGCUGACUCCACCCUCUUCACCUUUAGAGCUUCUAACAUCAGGAUGUAUGUCAGAAGAAGUUAAGCCUAAGAGGGGUCGCAAAUCUUGGCCCAGGAAAAGGACAGCUACUCACACUUGUGAGUAUGCAGGCUGUGGAAAGACCUAUACCAAGAGCUCACAUUUAAAGGCCCACCUGCGAACGCACACAGGUGAAAAGCCAUACCAUUGUGACUGGGAAGGGUGCGGGUGGAAAUUUGCUCGCUCUGAUGAACUGACGCGCCAUUACAGAAAACAUACUGGCCAUCGACCAUUCCAGUGCCAAAGGUGUGAUCGUGCCUUUUCCAGGUCAGACCACCUUGCCUUGCAUAUGAAAAGGCACUUCUGAGUGGUAAAAGUGAUUACAGGCCUAAAGGAGUCAGUAUUUACGGCACACAUUACAAGGGGAUGGGAGAGAAACUGAACGCAAGCACUACAAAUUUUGUGAUAAAUCAAAACUCUGAAACCUCAGUCGAACUAUUCUCCAUAGCAUAAUGGAAAGCAUAUUAAUUUAACAGAGCCUCUGAAACAUGGGGUUUUGACUGGAUCUUCAGGCAUUCCAUUUUUGGAUAAAACUGGACUUAAUCCUGGAACUUUUAAGGACUGGAAAACUAGUGAUUGCACUAUUUAGAAGUGUUCAGUCUUGUCCCACUUGCUGCUGCUGUUAAUCAUAAUGCUCUUCUGAUGGGUUAAGGGCUUUAUGGUAUGUUAUAGGGAGCAAAUGGCCAGAAAAGGACCAUGAAUAAUGUGUUUUCCUCCUUGUUAUGGAAUUAUGUAACAUUUGAGGAAAUGUUAUUUCAUUGGAUGCUUAACUUAGUGUGAAUGUUCACACAGGUAGUAUAUAAUGCUGGUUGAAGGAAUAAAUACAAUUAGCUAAUGGUGCUUACAGGCUGAUACUUCUAAUGGUACCAAAAUUGAAGCCAAAGUUCUCAAACUGCUGCAUAUUUGACAAGGAAAUCUAUUUGUCUUCCGAUUUUUUAUUAAGUCUGACCAAAGUCAGGUGUGUAAACCUGAUUUAUUUUGUUAAUAUAUUUGUAUAUGCAGACAGUACGUGAUGCACUGUGGUUUCUAUGUGCAAUAAAAUUGUACAAUGUUUUUUUUCCCCACAUAUGCCUUAUCCAGAACAAAGGUUUGUUUUCUAUAUAGGACUUUACAUAAUAAAAUAUGUAAUAUAAACGUAUGCCAACUUCUAUUUUGUAUAUUUGUAAACCAUGAAGUAAAAUGAACUUUUUUGGAAUUUGUAUUUUUGCUUAUUCAAAAAGUUUUAAAUAAAGUUAUUUUAUUUGGAGGAUAA